UAUUAUCAUUUAUCUGUUUUUCUGUUGAUUUUCUUAGUUGAUGAAAUAUUGGUAUUGAAACUAUUUAUGUAUGUAUUUCUUAAACCAGUCAUACUCUUACAUGCUGCAAUCAAACUAAUGAUAAACAAUUAUCCUCAUAACAGGUAGAAAUUGACCAGUCCCUGACCCUUGCUCUCUACAUGACCAGUCCCCUACUGUGUGAUGGACCAAUCAGAGGCCAAUUAUACACAUCUCAUUAUAUUAUUAACCUUGAAUGAGUUAACAGGGUAUUAUGAGGGUCAGAUGGUAUAUGGUUAACAAUAAGGACAAAGGUCACCAUAGUGCAUUGGGAUACCAGAGUUAAGGGUGUGGAAACCGAAAAUGAACAUUUUAGGUUAACUCUGACCUCAGAAGUAAUUUAAUGACUCAAUGACGUUAAUAAAUUAAGAAAAGUGGAGUUUUAUUUUGAAUAACAAUGGGAAAUCUGAGAGAACAGGAUGAGUAAUACACGAGUACAGAUAUAAAGAUAUAUAGACCUUUAAUCAGAAUGGCAGCUGGGGAUCUAGAAACCCCACACAGGGACGAGAGUCACAAUGAUGUCCACGAGGAUGUCGGCCAAGGUGCCAUCUUAUUUAGAAACUAUAAACUCAAACAAUACAAGAUGAAAAGCUCUCAGUUGCGCGCCAGUUCCCCCACGUGCUCUGAUAUUUCCGAGUCAGGCUCUGGGAGGGAUGACUCUGGGGUGGAAAGCAUAUCCAGAUCUCAACGUAGCCCAAUCUCUGAAUUUUCUGAUCUCAAUAGCGAUAAACUUGAUGAUAUUCGUAGUCGUAGCGAUAGCUGUGGAAGUCGAAUUAGCAGCUUCUCCGACACAAGUAACUACUCCAGAGGAGAGCCUCCAAUGUUGAAAAGGGAACACCCGGAAAUACAUGGUUUGAAUCGCAGUCUCUUAGACAUGCAGUCUCUCUGUGAGCGUAAACGAUUUGAAGAGUUCGCAAUGAAAAUCAAGAGUGAGCCUAGCCAAGGGGAGCCAACGUCACAACAAAUGAGAUACAUGAGUCCGUCCAUGGCGUAUGGAAACCCAAUGAAUGGUUUGAGUGCCCUCGGUGGGCUGAACAUGAAUAGCAUGGAGGGACUAAGCCGAAUGGCCCAAAUUAAUAGCUUUAAUAUGAACAACAUGCAAAGUAACGGUGGAAAUCACGCGGGUAUGAAGUUCAUACCUGUCAUGUCUAGUAUGCCUAGUGGACUCCCCCCGAUGAUGUCCCCAGUCAUGAUGCAAUCAUCACCCAAUAUGAUGGAAGGACUCUCCCCCGGAGCCUUCCACCCUCACUCCCACCCUAGCAUGCAACACCCAUCCAUGAAAACACCAUUCCAUCCAAAUGGGCUCAAUAUUAAAUCGGAGUUUCUGAAUGAGCCCAAGUUCAACUCUCUUCAGCAAGAAAGCCCGAGAAAUACUCCUCCGGCGCCACCUACCCAUACACCUCGUACCAAAGAAGAGGAGCUAGAAAUGAAACGACGAUUCUACGCCAAUUACAACCUCGAUUUUCAUGAGAUUGAGGCUAAAUGCCGAGCACAGAUAGCUAGUCAGGCUGAGGAAGCUCACAAUGGAUGCGACAGUGACAACGAUGAACCUAUGGCGUGUGGAAUUUGUAAUGAUAAAGCCACAGGGCUUCAUUACGGAAUCAUCACUUGCGAAGGGUGCAAGGGUUUUUUCAAACGAACUGUCCAAAACAAGAGGGUCUACACAUGUAUAGCUGAUGGGAACUGUGAAGUGACAAAAACACAAAGAAACCGCUGCCAGUAUUGCCGAUUUAAGAAAUGCUUACAAAGUGGAAUGGUCUUAGCAGCUGUGCGAGAAGACAGAAUGCCAGGAGGACGUAAUUCUGGGGCUGUCUAUAAUCUAUACAAGGUCAAAUAUAAACGUCAUAAGAAGCGUAAUGAAGCCAAGAAACAACGUCUCCAACAGCUGGCAUCUCAGAAUGGAUCUCUUGCCCAUGGGUCUCUCCCCUCUUUACCCUCUUCGGGCCUUGCUAGCAUUCCCACCUCCCAUAGUGAAGAGUUCAUGCCUCCUUUGAAGCGCAUGGCUAUCGAAGCUGCAGCAGCUGCUCGUGCAGAGUUCACAAGAUCAUCGCAUGGCGCUUACGAGAAUCGCAACGAAGUGUAUAAUAAUAGUAAUUCAGCAUAUUCUGACAGCCAAUCACAAUGUAUAGAUUUAUCUCAGAAAUCAUCAUCAAUUUCAUCUUCUCCAAGCAUGAGGUCGCCACCCCCAAUGCUGGAAGUUACAGACCCCAAUUCAUCUACCUCAGGAACACCCUCUCAGAAUGGAUCUCAGCUAGAGGCCCCACCCCCAAGACAAGUCAGCCCCAGCCCCCAGAAGCAGCAAUCACGAUACAGCUUACCUCCAACAAACCUCUCACAGAUUGUUGGAGAGCUUAUCGCAUGUGAAAAGGAGAUGGAUACAUCCGCAGCUCAAAUGGACUUUCUAGCUCAGAAUGAGGACUCUCUUAUGAAAGCAAUGUGCAAAUUAGGCGACUCAAUCGUAACGCAACUUGUAAAGUGGACCAAACAUCUGCCAUUCUAUAGUGACAUUCCACUUGCCGUACACACCCAAUUACUCACGAGUAAAUGGCAUGAAAUUCUACUACUAAUCACAUCAGCUCAACACGCGCUCACAACCACCGACAAUCAAUCUCUCGGCGACUUUAACACAUACUUCAAAAGUAACAUGGAAAAGCUGCAAUACUAUCUUAACAAUGUGCUUGGGAAGGCUAUCACAGUGGAGGAACUGGACCAAGAGGUGGGGGACAUGAUGGAGAAAGUCUCGAGAGUUGGCCAUAACUUUGCCAGGAUGAGGCUGAAUAAAGCGGAAUACGUCUGCUUGAAAGUUAUUUUGUUACUUAAUCAAGAUCCUAACCCAGAUCAUCCUUCUCUUGUGGCAAUCAAGGACUUUUACAUGGCGGUGUUACGUGAUGUCAUAAUGCAGCAACACCCUGGGAACACAGAACGAUUUUGUGACCUUCUUGCCCAACUUCCCCAGAUACAGAAUGCAUCAUCACUUUUACUGCAGAGUAAAAUGAUCUACAUUCCAUUCCUUCUCAAUACAAUGAAGUCAUAA
Molecule: messenger RNA, 3091 nt
Organism: Owenia fusiformis
Lineage: Eukaryota; Metazoa; Annelida; Polychaeta; Sabellida; Oweniidae
Source: the annotation of a GenBank genome assembly